AUGAAUUCCCUAUGGCUAUAUGGUCUGAGUGGCUCGUACCUAUUUGCGUAUAUACCCCUUGCACUAGCCUUCACGGCUCUUUCCGUAGCCAUAUACCGACUUACUAUCCACCCCCUAGCUCGCAUUCCCGGCCCAAUACUAGCAGCCACAACUGGACUUUACGAAGCAUACUACCAAUGCAUCAAAGAUGGCGGUGGACGCUACUGGGUCGAGAUCGAGAAGAUGCACCAGCGCUACGGUACUUACCCACCUCCUGCAUUCUCCCACCCCUUAAUCCACACCCCCCAACCACGUCCCAUCGUCCGCAUCAAUCCCUGGGAAGUCCACAUCGCGGACCCGGACUGGAACGCCGUGUACAAGUACUCAUCGAAAGCGUCGAAACCCCGGUGGUUCUACUUCCGCUUCUUCGGCAAGUUCCCUAGUACCAAUGUCGCCGAGUCCCACGCCCUCCACCAGCUAAGACGCGCCCCGCUCCAGGUCUACUUUGCUUCGUCGAAUAUCCAGCGGUACAUGCCGACGAUUGCAGCGCAGGUUGACAAAUUGCGCGCCAGGUUGCGAAACGUAGCUGCGGAGAGGCAUGAUGGGGGUAAUGGAAGUGUUGUCAGUCUAAGUGACGCAUUUCGAUGCCUUGCUACUGAUGUGGCGACUGGCUUCGCAUUUGGCUCCCCUUUUGGGCAUCUCGACGAACCGACUUUCGACCGCGAGUUCAAUCUUAGCGUGAGGACCGUCGUACGUACUGGUACUUGGAGUCGUCAUACGUUUGGGCUGCUACUACCGAUGCUACACAGUCUCCCCGAGAGCAUCGCCAAGAAGGUGAACCCGGCUUUUGGGCGCGUGAAGUGGAUGAAAGAUACAAUGACGAGCUGCGUUCGGCGCUCGAUGAACAAGCCGGAGCCGGCUCCGGGAACCCCACAUGACAUGGUGCAGACGCUCAUGGCGUCGAAUUUGCCGCCGCAGGAGAAGACGUUUCCUCGGCUGUUUUCUGAGAGUCGAUCUGUCAUUAUGGCUGGGACGGAGACCACUGCGACUACUCUUGUCUGCAUCACUAACCACCUACUCAGCGACCCCGCGAAGUUGGAUAAGCUAAGACACGAACUAAGCGCGGCCGCAGAGGCUAAGGCUGCAGUAGAAGUAAAAAGAGUAGAAGAGGGUGAGCAGGGUGCGGAAGUUGGGAAAGGAAAUGGGAGUGAGACGCUUGAAUACCGUGAUCUACGCGAACUGCCAUACAUCACCGGUAUCAUCAACGAAGGUCUGCGACUAGCAAACCCAACGCCAAGCCGAUUACCGCGCGUCUGCGAGGACCAGGAUCUGCAGUACAGGGAAUGGGUUAUUCCCCGAGGUACAACAAUCUCAACCACAACACAAGACACCCACAACGACCCCCGCAUCUUCACGCACCCGCACGAAUUCGUACCAGAGCGGUGGGUCGACCCGGACGAACGCCGGCGUCUCGGCCGAUACCUGCAACCGUGGGGCCGUGGAGCCCGAUUGUGUCUUGGCAUGGAGCUUGCGACUAUUGAUGCAUAUUUAGCUGUGUCGCGGCUUUUCGGACCGAGCGCUGGGUUCGAUUUGCGGUUGUUUGAUAUGGUUGAUGAGGAUUGGAUGGCAUUUCAUGAGUGGUUUGCUGCGUUUCCGAAGGGGAGAGGGUUGAGGGUUAAGGUUUAUAAGAAUGGGAAUGGGAUGGGUGUUUAA
Messenger RNA from Hypoxylon trugodes, 1692 nucleotides. RefSeq names its product cytochrome P450. The record is from RefSeq and is a predicted model, not a curated record. Lineage: Eukaryota; Fungi; Ascomycota; Sordariomycetes; Xylariales; Hypoxylaceae. Gene Ontology annotation, molecular function: monooxygenase activity; heme binding; iron ion binding. Bases 1 to 1692 code for a protein of 563 amino acids. The transcript is spliced from 4 exons.